GCACCUCUAUGGUUCCAUCCCAUUUUGGCAAAUAGGGCGGAAAUAACUACUUCGGGCCGCUCUAGCCGGGCGCUCUGUGCCGCCCGUUGAACUUGUCGGUGUUCUCAAACCAUAGAGUCGACACCAAGGGUCAAAUAUAUUUAUAUUCGAUAACACUUUAUUGGUUUUAAAGGUGCUACCGGACUCAAACUUUGUCCUCCGUGACAGAAACAGCCCGAAAUUCGACGGCUCUACGAGACAGGAAGCGGCCCCGGAGUAACCUUUGCACCCGGAAACUAUCCCCGCUCGCCUUCUCGUGCCUCGGCGAGGAGCGGAGGUGGGGCGCAUGCGCAGUGCGGCGGCUCUGACCUUCAGCGGCCGUGGCCGGGCAGGCAGCUGGUGAAGGAGGUUGAAGAGGGAACGAAGGGAGGCCCGAAGCCGCCCCCUGCCCGGAGACUCGCCAUGCUGUCCCGAGGAGCAGUCGUGGCCGGCGGCGCCCUGCUCUUGCAGCCGCAAUGGGUCCAAGUUAGGAAUAUGGCAACUUUGAAAGACAUUAACAGGCGGCUGAAGUCUAUCAGGAACAUCCAGAAGAUCACCAAGUCCAUGAAGAUGGUGGCCGCGGCAAAAUAUUCCAAGGCGGAGCGCGAGUUGAAGCCGGCAAGAGUUUACGGAGUGGGGGCAUUGGCACUCUAUGAGAAGGCAGAAAUCAAGGUGGCCGAAGAUAAGAAGAAGCAUCUUCUCAUUGGGGUGUCCUCUGACCGUGGGCUUUGUGGUGCUAUUCACAGUUCGGUGGCUAAACACAUCAAGAGUCAGAUCUCGACCCUUACGAGCGCAGGCAAAGAAGUCAUGGUGAUCGGAGUGGGUGACAAGCUGAGAGGCCUGCUCCAAAGGACACACAGCAGUAACUUCUUGUUGAACUUCAAAGAAGUCGGAAGGAAGCCCCCCACUUUCGGAGACGCUUCCAUCAUCACCCUUGGUCUGCUAAACUCAGGAUACGAGUUUGACGAGGGAUCGGUCAUCUACAACCGGUUCAGGUCUGUUAUCUCUUACAAGACAGAUGAGAAACCCAUCUAUUCCCUCGAGACGGUUUCAGGUGCCGAAAGCAUCAGCAUCUACGAUGACGUCGAUGCCGACGUCCUGAGGAACUACCAGGAAUUCACGCUGGUUAACAUCAUCUUCUACUCUUUGAAGGAGGCCAGCACCAGCGAGCAGAGCGCUAGGAUGACCGCCAUGGACAACGCCAGCAAAAACGCUUCUGAGAUGAUUGACAAGCUGACCCUGACGUUGAAUCGCACUCGCCAGGCUGUCAUCACCAAGGAGCUGAUUGAGAUCAUUUCCGGCGCUGCCGCUCUGUAAAGAAGAGGAGCCGUCGCGUCCACAAGCGUAUCCCGCUUCCUAUCCAGAAAGACAAAAAUGGUUGGCCCGUCGCUCUGCGAAGAAAUAUUUUGUUUGUAAAGCAUAUUACAAUAAAGUCCGACAUGAAAGAG
Heteronotia binoei (common prickly gecko) is the source of this 1466-nucleotide messenger RNA. It is a transcript of the gene ATP5F1C, whose product is annotated as ATP synthase F1 subunit gamma. Gene Ontology annotation, molecular function: proton-transporting ATP synthase activity, rotational mechanism. Gene Ontology annotation, biological process: proton motive force-driven ATP synthesis. Bases 442 to 1335 code for a protein of 297 amino acids. NCBI's taxonomy places the organism in Eukaryota, Metazoa, Chordata, Lepidosauria, Squamata, Gekkonidae. The transcript is spliced from 9 exons. The record is from RefSeq and is a predicted model, not a curated record.